AUGAAGCUCGUCCAAUUGCUCCUGGUAUGCCUUUUGGCAUACAGGGUGAGCGGCUACGCAGUUUUCGCCCACUUCAUGGUUACAAAUUCCGAAAACUACACCCUUGCAGACUGGGAAGAGGAUAUUAGUCUUGCGCUCGACGCCUCUAUCGAUGCCUUUGCGUUGAACAUGGCGUAUGAAGAUUCUACAAAUGACAAGGCACUCCCGCUAGCAUUCGAAGCCGCUGCGAAUGUAGAAGGUGAUUUUGGUCUCUUCUUUUCUUUCGACUAUUCGGGCAAUGGAGCCUGGCCAAAGGCUGUUGUGGCGGAAAUGAUUCUUGAAUACAGCAGCUACUCUGCCUACUACCUACACAACUCCAAGCCCUUUGUAUCAACGUUCGAAGGACCUGCCAACGCGGAGGACUGGAAGACAAUCAAGGAGGAAACAGAUUGCUUUUUCGCAGCGUUGGAGGUGGGAGGAGGAGGUAUUGUCGAUGCCUUGUUCAGCUGGGCUGCUUGGCCGUGGGGUCCACGAGACAUGGAUACCUACACCGACGCGUCAUACCUGCAAUACCUCAAUGAAUCUGGACAGGCUCUUCCAUACAUGAUGCCUGUUUCUCCCUGGUUCUACACCAAUCUUCCCGGGUACGAGAAGAACUGGCUGUGGCGAGGAGACCAUAUAUGGCAUGACCGUUGGUUGGAAGCAUGGUAUAUCAGGCCUGAAUUCAUUGAGAUCAUUAGUUGGAAUGACUAUGGUGAAUCCCACUAUAUUGGUCCACUCCGUGACAAUGCAAUGGCCGCCUUUGAGAUUGGCGAAGCUGCGUAUAAUUACGUGACUGGAAUGCCGCAUGAUGGAUGGAGAGAUCUCCUACCCUAUGUCGCGGAUACCUACAAGGACGACAUUGCUACCAUUGCUACAGAGACCUUGGUCGCUUGGUAUCGCCUUCAGCCUGUUGCAGCGUGUGGCACCGGAGGGACCAGCGCCAACACCGCUAGUGAACUUCAACUUGAGUUCACCCCUGCUGAGGUUCUAACAGAUAUGAUUUUCUUCUCAGCUCUUCUUGCGGACACAGCUGAUGUAUCAGUCACAGUCGGUGGCGUGUCAAUCGAUGCUACUUGGAGAAAUAUCCCAAAUGAGAAAGGGCCACAGACCGGUCUCUACCAUGGUCAGGCAGCAUUUGGUAGCAAUACAGGAGAAGUGGUGGUUACGGUCUCUCGGGACGGAUCCACGAUCGCCCAGGUGGUCGGUGAAGCCAUCAGCACAAGCUGCACUGACGGCCUAGCCAACUACAAUGCAUGGGUGGGCUCCGCCAAGGCGUCUACAGCCGUCAAUGCUGUUACCCCAGCACUCCUGGAAGAUCAAGUGUGUGUCAACGGAACUGGGCCAAAUAACUUUGCUGGGCUAUGUGGCUUCGCUUGUACAUACGGUUACUGCCCGCUCCUCGUCUUCUUCAUCUUCCUCCUCAACUUCGACCUCGAACAGUACCACUAG
Messenger RNA from Aspergillus heteromorphus CBS 117.55, 1470 nucleotides. RefSeq names its product glycoside hydrolase family 71 protein. The record is from RefSeq and is a predicted model, not a curated record. The coding region runs from base 1 to 1470 and encodes 489 amino acids. NCBI's taxonomy places the organism in Eukaryota, Fungi, Ascomycota, Eurotiomycetes, Eurotiales, Aspergillaceae. The transcript is spliced from 4 exons. Gene Ontology annotation, biological process: mating projection tip cell wall disassembly. Gene Ontology annotation, molecular function: glucan endo-1,3-alpha-glucosidase activity.